AUGCACAGUGAACUGGUACUGCCCCCGAAGCCGAGCUGUUUGUGUUUCGAGGACCCGACUUCCAGGAUAUUCUGUUUGUCGACAAAAUUCGUUCGGGAACUGGUUGCAAAUGGCAUCAUUCUGGUUUCUGCUGUCGGCAUCAAUGGACCUCAUUACGGCAUGCUGUCUAAUCCUGCUGAUCAAGCAGGAGUCAUUGGUGUAGCAGGCAUCACCAAGACCACUAUAUCACAGCACGCUAUUUCCGUGGCGAACUUGACGAUCCUGAAUCCCGCGUCUGUUGUUGGUGUCAUCAAGAGUCCACCGCAGUGGAUUGUCGGCACUAACAGCGAGUACCUAGCGGUCUCGACGUCAACGCCUUUCACCCUUUGGCCAUAUAUUGGCUCGGUUGGCGUUUUCAUUGCAGUAAAAGAGCAGGCUGCUAAUUUCGAGGGUAUCGCCAAAGGAGAGCUGCGACUUGAAGUCGACAAUGGUGAUCACGUCAGUGAGCUCCUUGUCCAGGUAACUAUCAGGAAUUUACCUUCUCCACAAGCUUCGAAGCGCAUUUUGUGGGACCAGUUCCACAACAUUCCCUUCCCGUCUGCUUUUGUGCCGAUAGACAACCUCGACAACCAGCAUGAUCUCAUGGAUGUUGUAGGAGAUUACCCACAUACAAAAUUUGACCAGCUGUGGAACUUCUUGAUGAGUGAAGACUUUUUCAUCGAGAUCUUGCCGUUUGAGUACUCGUGCUUGGAUCUGAGUAAAUACGGUGUUGCGCUGAUUGUUGAUUCUGGAGAAGAGUUCUUCCGAGACGAGAUUGUCGUCUUGCAAGCGGCGAUCGAGCACUCGAACGUGUCUUUGAUCAUUUUUCCGACUAGUACGACAUCCGACUACUUGACUUGCUCCAACUUUACGACACAAAGUUUCCAUACCGCCUUUGGAAAUAAAGUUGUUCACAGCACGAGUGUAUCUCUGCUAGAUACGGGCAACGACUCUUCGUUUCCGUACUUGUCGGGUUCGUACCUGACAAAUUUCCUGGCCAUGCUGGAUAUCUGGGCUACAUCGAUGCCGUCGAUCAAAGUGCAAGGAUGCUGA
Peronospora matthiolae is the source of this 1071-nucleotide messenger RNA. NCBI's taxonomy places the organism in Eukaryota, Oomycota, Peronosporomycetes, Peronosporales, Peronosporaceae. The record is from the annotation of a GenBank genome assembly.